Brassica napus (rape) is the source of this 1637-nucleotide messenger RNA. Its product is annotated as tetracycline resistance protein, class A. Lineage: Eukaryota; Viridiplantae; Streptophyta; Magnoliopsida; Brassicales; Brassicaceae. The record is from RefSeq and is a predicted model, not a curated record. Gene Ontology annotation, molecular function: transmembrane transporter activity. Gene Ontology annotation, biological process: transmembrane transport. The coding region runs from base 143 to 1483 and encodes 446 amino acids. The transcript is spliced from 14 exons.
UAAAAGUUUAAUCAAGGGUUAUUAAAUUAUUUAACAAAAAUGAAACUUAAUAUAUGUACAUUUGCACGUGGAUAUUUAAGAUAAGAUAUAGGUAAGAGUCAGAAGUGAGGAGAACUAGGAAGAUAGAAGAUAGAUUAGAGAGAUGGAAGAGAGGCUUGGAGGGCUAGCACACAUGUUGACGACGGUUUUCCUGUCAUCAUUCGCCGGAUUCUUGGUAAGGCCGGUCAUGACUGACGUCACCGUCGCUGCGGUUUGCUCCGGAUUAAACGAUUCGUGCUCUCUUGCCGUUUACCUCACCGGAGUACACCAAGUGACAGUGGGACUUGGGACAAUGGUAAUGAUGCCGGUAAUCGGGAAUCUAGCCGACAGGUAUGGAAUCAAGGCAUUGCUUACGCUUCCCAUGUGCCUCUCUAUAAUUCCUCCAGCAAUAUUAGGGUAUAGAAGGGAUACAUUAUUUUUUUACACAUAUUAUGUGAUCAAGAUUAUAUUUGAUAUGGUCUGCCAAGGCACCGUUGACUGUCUCGCUCAGGCUUAUGUGGCAAAAAAUAUUCAUGGCACACAAAGAAUAUCAAUGUUUGGAGUUUUAGCAGGUGUCAGAUCAAUUUCCGCAGUUUGUGCAACAUUUGCAGCUCGUUUUCUACCCACGGCUUCGACUUUUCAGGUUACCGCUUUAUCAUUAUUCGUUGGCCUGGUGUACAUGAGAAUUUUCCUAAAAGAGAGGUUACACGGUGAUGAUGAAGAUGGCUAUGAUGGUUGUGGUGAUGAAAGGAUGUUAGCAGAGCCAAUUCUAAAAAAUGCUCCAACUAAGACACAUGUCUUCAACAAUAAGUAUUCCUCUUUGAAAGAUAUGGUCGCCUUGAUGAAGAAUAGUACACUCGUUCAAGCAUUGGUCGUUACAUUUUUUGUUACCUUCUCACAAAGUGGAAUGGAGUCAGCUUUCUUGUAUUUUCUGAAAGCCCGUUUUGGGUUUAAGAAAAAUGACUUUGCUCAACUCUCCCUGUUGGUUUGGAUCAUUGGCUCCAUAUCCCAAUUGUUUAUAUUGCGGAUAUUGGUUUCUGCCAUUGGAGAACGUAGGGUAUUAUCAACAGGGCUUCUUAUGGAUUUCUUCAACGCAGCAAUUCUCAGUGUUUCAUGGUCACCAUGGGUUCCUUAUGCCGCCACAGCCCUAGUACCCGGAGUGAUGUUUGUAAUGCCAUCUAUUUAUGGUAUUGCCUCGAGACAAAUUGGGUCCGCUGAACAGGGGAAGGUCCAGGGAUGCAUAUAUGGGGUAAAGUCAUUUGCAGAAGUCGUGGCUCCAUUUGUAUAUAGUCCAUUGACAGCAUUGUUUCUCUCCGACAAUGCACCGUUCUAUUUCCCUGGAUUCAGUCUUCUAUGCGUCGCCUUAUCUUUGAUGAUCGGCUUCCUUGUGAGUCUUCUGAUAAAAGAUGUUCCCUCUUCGUUAAUGAACAAAACAAUUGGCAGCGCUUCAAACGAGGUAGCUUGACAAGUUAAUAGUUCAUGGAGCUAUAUGUAUAUAUAUAAAUAUGCUGUAAGAUUUUUGUGAAUGUAAUGAAUGUUCUAAAAUACCAAUAUACUAUUAAUCUUACGACAUAAUUUUGUCAUUGUAAAGUAAUAGCAAAACAGUACAUUUUGUUGAA